This is a messenger RNA of Adineta steineri, 285 nucleotides long. The record is from the annotation of a GenBank genome assembly. Lineage: Eukaryota; Metazoa; Rotifera; Eurotatoria; Adinetida; Adinetidae.
AUGAAUCUAAAAGACAUUUUCUCGUUGAUAUUACUCACAAGAUAUACGAUUUCAUGUGAUGGUGUAUUUCGUUUUGCAAAUUAUAUACAAGAUCAUAUGGUUCUUCAACGAGCACCAAAAAGAGCAGUUGUAUGGAGUUAUAGUGAUACUAAUAGCAGUAUAACACUUGAAAUGAAUAAUAAAAUCUAUAUUCACAAUGAGUGGAUUAGAUUCUGUGAAAGUAUUUGGUCAAUAACAUUCGAUCCACAGCCCGAUGGUGGUCCUAAUCAAAUAAAUGUUCAUUAA